AUGCAAAGAUUGGUUGAUGGUUGUUUGACCAACAACAAAUUUAGAAGACACCAACAACAAAGUAAUAAUAAUAAUAAUAAUGUUGUUGUUAAAGUUGGUUGGUUACUUUAUUAUAGUUGGUUAGAUAGUUUAGUUUGUUGUACAUUAUUAGCCAAAGAAGACGCAGCACAACAACAAUUGUAUAAAGAUGCAUUCAACCUAUUUGACAAGGAUGGUGAUGGAAAGAUUAGUACCUCUGAAUUGGGGACUGUCAUGAGAUCGGUAGGAUCCAAUCCAACACAAGCAGAGCUCAAAGAUAUGAUUAAAGAGGUUGACGACGGCAGUGGUUUUGUCGGCUAUCAACAGUUUGUACAAUUGAUGGGUAGAAAGACACAAUUCUCAGACUCUGAAGCUGAUAUUAAAUUGGCAUUCAAAGUGUUUGACAAGAAAGGAAAUGGUUAUGCCAAUGUACAAGAUUUAAAGCAUACUUUGACGAGUAUCGGUGAAAAGUUAACAAAGGAAGAGUUUGAUAAUAUGGUAAAGGAUGCAAAGAUUGUUGAUGGUCAAAUACAUGUUGAUGAAUUUAUUAGAAUCGUUAAGUCAUCUAAAACCUUUAUGCAAUAA
Molecule: messenger RNA, 603 nt
Organism: Cavenderia fasciculata
Lineage: Eukaryota; Evosea; Eumycetozoa; Acytosteliales; Cavenderiaceae
Gene: calB
Product: calmodulin-like protein
Exons: 5
Coding region: 1-603 (200 amino acids)
Molecular function (GO): calcium ion binding; enzyme regulator activity
Source: RefSeq, a predicted model, not a curated record